AUGACGACCCGCAAACAUAAUGAAUUCCUUGAUGUCGCAUCCAGCGACGAAGCCAGCGAUCGCGGCUACGACUCCGAUGCCAAUGUGGCGGAGAGCAGAGGCCACGCCGUGAAGCGGCGGCGAACGGCGGACGCGCAGGGCUUUUUCGGGCUGGGGUCUGACGACGAAGACGACGAGAAACAAGAGGAAGAAGAGGAAGAGAAGUCUCGAGCAGACAGGAAGGGGAAGGGACGGAAGCGUUCAGCGAAGAAGACCAGCCCGAGCAAUGAGUCUGAAGACGACGACAAAGAAGAGAAUGAAGACGACCAAGCAGAAGGCACAGAAGAAAAAACCCCCACAGAUCACAACACAACAGUUACGGCGUCCACAACACAACCCACCUCCCUCAAGGACAAGAAAGCUCUCAAACCCCAGGGAAAUAAAAAGCUGAGCAAGCCGGCCAAGAAGAACAAGACGGGGGUGGUCUACCUCUCAUCGCUACCACCAUACCUGAAACCGUCAGCGCUGAAAUCGAUGCUGGAGGCGCGCAACUUCGGCCCGAUCACGAAAGUGUUCCUAGCGCCCUUCGUCCCGCCAGCUGGAGCGAAACGUCGCGGCAACAAGCGCAAGAGCUACACAGACGGGUGGAUUGAGUUCGCCUCGAAGAGCACGGCGAGGCUCUGCGCCGAGACGCUGAAUGCGUCGAUCGUCGGCGGCAGGAAGGGCUCCUAUUAUCACGACGAUGUCUGGAACAUGAAAUACCUGCGCGGGUUCAAGUGGGCGGAUCUCAUGGAGCAGAUCCAGCGCGAGCGGUCGGAGCGCGAGGGCAGACAGCGCAUGGAGGAUGCGCGCGCUCGCAGGGGGGAGAAGGUUUUCCUGGCUGGUGUUGAGGCUGGGCGUGUUGUCGAUGGGAUGGCGAGGAAGAAUGAAGAGAAGGCGAAGCGGAAGUUGGACGAGGCUGGCGAGGACGAGGAUGCUUUGGAGAGGAAGCCUGCAGCUGUGCGACGCCGGUUUACGCAGAAUGAUGUCGUUGGCAAAGAGAAGAAUGAUCAGGCUAUUGGGGACGAUGCGAAGAGGGUGUUGGGCAAGAUCUUUUGA
Molecule: messenger RNA, 1077 nt
Organism: Penicillium alfredii
Lineage: Eukaryota; Fungi; Ascomycota; Eurotiomycetes; Eurotiales; Aspergillaceae
Product: RNA-binding ATPase activator ESF2
Exons: 1
Coding region: 1-1077 (358 amino acids)
Biological process (GO): endonucleolytic cleavage to generate mature 5'-end of SSU-rRNA from (SSU-rRNA, 5.8S rRNA, LSU-rRNA); endonucleolytic cleavage in ITS1 to separate SSU-rRNA from 5.8S rRNA and LSU-rRNA from tricistronic rRNA transcript (SSU-rRNA, 5.8S rRNA, LSU-rRNA); endonucleolytic cleavage in 5'-ETS of tricistronic rRNA transcript (SSU-rRNA, 5.8S rRNA, LSU-rRNA)
Cellular component (GO): nucleolus
Molecular function (GO): RNA binding
Source: RefSeq, a predicted model, not a curated record